GACUCGGGGCGCAUGCGCAGAGUGUAUCUCUCCUCCUCUCCUGCUUCCCCCUUUGGGAGUGGUUGCUGUGGUGACACAAGGGCGAGGGAAGGCCUGACGUGGGAGGCGCCGCCCCAAUUAAGUAUCUGGGAGGCCUGUUUUUUAAUGGCAUCCUCGUCUUCGUGGGCUCGGCGUCGCUUCUGAGGAGCUGCUUGAGGCCCUUUCCCUAGAACCGCUACUUAGGGGAGCCAAUGUAAUUUUGCUUGGUUGAAUGGAUAACAUCAAAACAACUGGCAGACCAAAGGUUGGGGACCCCUGCUCUAGAUGGCAGCACAAUGUGUAACAAAGGUGGAGCUGACCAUGUCCUGUAGCAAUCUCUUGGAUAAAGAUGUCGGUUCCAAGUCAGACCCACUGUGUGUGCUGCUUCAGCACACAAGUGGACAGCAGUGGUAUGAGGUUGAUCGCACAGAAAGAAUAAAAAAUUGUCUGGACCCAAAGUUUUCAAAGAGAUUUCUAAUUGAUUACUACUUUGAGCUAGUCCAGAAACUCAAGUUUGGAGUGUAUGACAUUGACAAUGCAACAGUUGAGCUGAGUGAUGAUGACUUUUUAGGAGAAUUUGAAUGUACCUUGGGGCAGAUUGUUUCUAGCAAGACACUGACUAGGCCCCUAGUGUUGAAAAAUGGAAAACCUGCAGGAAAAGGAAAAAUCACGAUUACUGCUGAAGAAGUAAAGGACAAUCGAGUGAUCAUAUUUGAAAUGGAAGCAAGAAAACUGGACAACAAGGAUUUUUUUGGAAAAUCAGAUCCUUAUUUGGAGUUCCACAAACAGACAUCAGAAGGAAACUGGGUGAUGGUACACAGAACAGAAGUUAUUAAAAAUAAUUUGAAUCCUGUCUGGAGACCAUUCAAAAUUUCUCUCAAUUCUUUAUGUUAUGGUGAUAUGGACAAAACAAUAAAGGUGGAGUGCUAUGAUUAUGAUAGUGAUGGAUCACAUGAUCUCAUAGGGACCUUUCGAGCCACUAUGUCACAGCUGAAGGAAGCAUCUCGGCAAUCACCUGUUGAAUUUGAAUGCAUCAAUGAAAAGAAGAAGCAAAAAAAGAAAAGCUACAAGAAUUCGGGCAUUAUCAGCGUGAAACACUGUGAAAUUAUUAUGGAAUGUACUUUCCUCGAUUACAUCAUGGGAGGCUGCCAGCUGAAUUUUACUGUUGGCAUUGACUUUACCGGCUCUAAUGGAGAUCCCCGCUCUCCAGACUCCCUGCAUCACAUCAGUCCUAAUGGAGUGAAUGAAUACUUGACUGCCAUUUGGUCUGUGGGGAUGGUCAUCCAGGACUAUGAUGCGGAUAAAAUGUUCCCAGCAUUUGGAUUUGGUGCGCAAAUCCCUCCAUCAUGGCAGGUGUCGCAUGAGUUCCCAUUAAACUUUAACCCAUCGAACCCAUUCUGCAGUGGAAUCCAAGGUAUUGUGGAUGCAUACCGGGUCUGUCUUCCUCAAGUAAGAUUGUAUGGGCCUACCAACUUUUCACCAAUAAUAAAUCAUGUGGCAAGAUUUGCUGCAGCUGCUACUCAGCAAAAGACAGCAUCAAGUUAUUUUGUGCUCCUCAUUAUCACUGAUGGUGUGAUAACAGACCUAGAUGAGACCCGAUCUGCAAUUGUUAAUGCUGCCAAACUUCCCAUGUCCAUUAUUAUUGUUGGUGUUGGAGGAGCUGAUUUCAGUGCCAUGGAGUUCCUUGACAGUGACAACGGAGCUUUGAGAUCACUGUCAGGAGAGGCUGCUAUCAGAGACAUUGUCCAGUUUGUACCAUUUCGGCAGUUUCAGAAUGCUCCGAAGGAAGCUCUGGCUCAGAGUGUCCUGGCAGAAGUGCCACAGCAAGUGGUCAACUAUUUCAGCACGUUCAAGCUCCAGCCACCAAAGAAGCCUGAAGCAAAGCCAGAGGGGAGCUGAACCGGAGAUACCAAUUUCAUUUGCCCAGGUGGAGAAUCACUGCACCACCUGCCUUCUUCAUUUGUCGCAUAAGUAUAUAAAGAGUUAAGAUUGUCUUUUUCAUUUUUGUUUUCUGUUGCCAAAGAUGUCAUUUUGUUUAACAAUCCAUUGCAAAUUGGAAAAAAAAAAACAACUCAGGCAUACUAUGCAACUUUUGGGGAGAGCAGGGCAGCUAACCACAUCAAGUCUUUUGAUUCCUUCACUAUGAGGCCUGGAACAAAGUACAGUAACUGUCUCAUAGUGAUAAGUUGCAAAACAAACAUAGGGUUUUGGUGCCUUAGAAGUAGUUGUUGCUGCAAUUUGACUUCUUACGUGAGAGGACUUUGGCUUGCAGAAAUGUAGCAUAAAGCAUGUAAUCACUUGUGAAGAAGCAUUAAGGCCAUGGAAGGGCACAACCUAUCUUAGAAGCAUCUCUUUUCAUUUUGCCUCAGUGCCUUGUGUAUUAGCCUUCUGUGCUGUAUCUGAAUACGUACACCUUGAGACAUUUAAUAAUAUAAAAAUAAUAUAAAAAGUAUACUAUGAAACUGAAGUAUUUAAAGACUUGCAGGUUAUAUUAUUUUAAAUCAAGGUAGGCCAUUUACAUAUCUUCUAAGAUUGCCAUCAGUCAGUACCUCUCUAUUCUGCAUACAGAGGAUAUAUGUGUCAUAAGGAUUUUAUUGUGUCAUUUUACAAAACCGGUUAACUUUUGAAGACUAUAACUGUAGAGGGACAGCAUGUGAUUUAUCAUGUAUUAGCAAGCCUUGCAUCUGCCGAUAAGGAGUAGUUCUCUUCAUGGAGAUUAUUUCCCCGAAGUUUUAUUUUGUAUACAAUGGAAUAUUUGACCUAAACUUAGUUAUUAGACUCAACGGAUUGAAUCAGUUGGAACUUGAAAUUUGCAUUGAUUCAAUGGGAAUGCUCUAGUUGGGGCUAAUAAUUGGAUUUAGGCUUCUAACAAGUAUUUAUAAUACCUUUGUGUAGAUAGUUCCAGGAUGCUUCUGUCAUCUUCAUUCUGCUGGUCUGUAACUGGCCCAGAAUGAUCACAGUCACCUGUUUUUCACAAAACAUGUUAAAUUAUUGUUAUCCAGUGUCCAUUGUGCCUUUGGGAAUCACUUUUAGUUUACUAACUGCAAGGAAUUUGUUCAGAAUUCACCUGGCUUCAGCAUCUCUUCAUCUCAAAACUGCAUUGAUCACGAGGCUGACAAUGGAAACAGUUUCUUGUACUUUAUUAGAGUAUUGUCAAUAUGCCAGAUAUGUAUAUAGUAUUUCUGUUUUUCUUUAUAUAUAGGUUAAUCCGAAUUAUUUGAAAAUUAUUGUGAAAUGUAUAAUGUGAUAGAUUAUAAAGAUGAUUUCCGAAUAGCCAAAAACUAAAGCCUAAAAACAAGAUACAGAGACUAGCAUUCAUGUGUUCUCUUCGAACACGGAAAUUAGCUGUCUUAAACCUUUGUACUUUUUCUGUUAUCACAAAUUCAGUUCAUCUGAAGCUUAAACGGGUGUCCUUAGGUUGGUAAUUUUGAAUGUGUCCAAUCGAUGGCAAAUUUACCUUCUUAACUGAAGAUGAUCUAGCUCGAAAUAGCCUUUUAUUGCUGUAAUCGAAAAUGUUGUGCCCACUAGAAAUAUUUCGCACUGAAAUGUCUCUUCAUUGAUGUCUUUGUAACAACCUAUUGGGGACUUUCUGACCCUGUUACAUAAAUGUCACUGACUUUUCGGUAACUGUCUUAAUUAAGAUCAUGAUUCCUAAGCUAAUGCCAAAACAAAACAUAUCCCUGUAAUGUGGAUGUUUGUUGUGAUGGCAGAUGUUUUGUAUUACUGAAUUAUGGGCAGCCUUUUCAAAAUUUGCUUGCAAUCAAAAUGCUUGGGAAUUAGAAUAUAAUCAUCAAUCGUUUUUUUAAAAAAAAAUCCAACAAGGUAUAUAAAUGCUUCCAUAUUUGUAGUGCUAUUUAACAAUAAAGUCUGAAAUUAUCCAUCUUCA
Anolis sagrei ordinatus is the source of this 3904-nucleotide messenger RNA. It is a transcript of the gene CPNE3, whose product is annotated as copine 3. Gene Ontology annotation, biological process: ERBB2 signaling pathway; cellular response to calcium ion. NCBI's taxonomy places the organism in Eukaryota, Metazoa, Chordata, Lepidosauria, Squamata, Anolidae. Gene Ontology annotation, molecular function: receptor tyrosine kinase binding; calcium-dependent phospholipid binding. Gene Ontology annotation, cellular component: plasma membrane. The record is from RefSeq and is a predicted model, not a curated record.